Messenger RNA from Elaeis guineensis (African oil palm), 2319 nucleotides. RefSeq names its product E3 ubiquitin protein ligase RIN2. Gene Ontology annotation, biological process: positive regulation of plant-type hypersensitive response; ubiquitin-dependent protein catabolic process; protein ubiquitination. Gene Ontology annotation, cellular component: cytosol; plasma membrane; ubiquitin ligase complex. NCBI's taxonomy places the organism in Eukaryota, Viridiplantae, Streptophyta, Magnoliopsida, Arecales, Arecaceae. The record is from RefSeq and is a predicted model, not a curated record. Gene Ontology annotation, molecular function: ubiquitin binding; ubiquitin protein ligase activity.
CCGCCUCGUUUUCUAUUUAAAGAGACGAAGCAAAUGUUAAGAACGAAAAAUCUAAGCGAGCCGAUAGAAUCCUGCAAAAGCGUCAGAAGGAGCCCAAGAAAGACGCAUCCGGAACCCUCCUCUGACGCCAUCGGAGCUUCCCCCCUGAUCGCCUUCGUGGAUCGCGAUGUAUUAUUUUGAGUACGGGGAAUGAGGGGUUGCUUUCGAUUUUGGUGUGCUUGGUUGUUUAGUCGAGGGGGAGUAGCUGGAGUUCGUCGGCAUGACCGUGAAUUACUUGUACGCAUCUGCCAUCAGCACAGUGAUCAGCCUUGUGGGUUUGCAAUGGUGGACGGUGUCGCUGCUUGAUGGGAUGAAAUCUGAUGACUUGGUUGAUGAGAAUGAGGUUGGCUCAAGGAGCGUGGAGCCAGCACUGGCACUACUCUUGGGCUCGCGUGUUACCAUCGCUUUGUUGGCGAGUUUUGUGCUUAAUGUGUUCGUUCUUGUCAUCUUGUGCCUUAAGACUAUAUUCUUUGUGCAGUUAUAUCCUUCAGAGACUCGAAAAGUACUGGAACGCCUUAUUAAUUAUCUAAUUUACAAGGGAACUUUUCUUCCACUGGUUGUACCACCUAAUAUGUUUCAAGUGGUCCUGUGGUCUGGUUGGCUGGUGUUUCUUUGUUGCCUGAAGAUGUUCCAAUCAUUGGCCAGAGAUCGGCUUGAGCAGUUAAACGCAUCCCCCGCUGCAACACCUUCGAAAUACUUUCGCGUUUUUUCUGCCUUUUUGUUUGUUCUAUUUGCGGACCUCCUGUGGUUAAAGCUGUGUAUGGCAAUCUACAAAUCAUCCAGUUCUAGUUUAUUUGUUCUCUUGUUCUUCGAGCCUCUCAGUGUUGUUUUUGAGACAUUACAGGCUAUCAUAGUACAUGGGUUUCAGUUGCUUGAGAUUUGGCAACGGCAUUCCAUUGAUAGUAGUGGUGAUUGCUUGGGCUCCGAUACUUCUUACAAGACAGCGGCAGGUUCUUUGUCCGAAUGGAAGGGAAUUCUCAUUCGAAAUUGCGGUUUUCUCCUAGAGAUGAUGGCUUUUUUAACAGCAGUUGGUCAUUAUUUGAUCAUUUGGUGGCUUCGUGGCAUGGCAUUUCAUCUAGUGGAUGCAGUCCUUUUCCUAAACUUGCGUGCUCUCGUAAGUGCAAUUGUGAAGCGGGGCAGGGCAUAUAUCAAGUUAAGAAAGGCAUUAAGUUCUCUCAAUGGAGCUCUUCCUGAUGCUACAUUUGAAGAGAUUUGUGCAUUCAAUGAUGAAUGUGCUAUCUGCAGAGAACCAAUGGCCAGGGCGAAAAAGCUAUCAUGCAAUCACCUUUUUCAUCUUGCGUGCUUGAGGUCUUGGUUAGAUCAGGGCUUAACUGAAGUAUAUUCUUGUCCUACAUGUCGAAGGCCUCUUUUUCCAUCUGGUACUCAAAAUAGCACCAGCUCUGCUACAGGAGAGCCUGCCAGUGUUGGGCAACUUGCCGAGCAGUUAAAUUUGGGAUUAUUGAACCCACAAAGAAUAUCUGGACAUGCACCACCUUUUGGGGCAUUUCCUAACCUGCAACAGAAUCCUUCUGAUACAAUGUGGAGGGAAGUUGGUUUUGAUUCCGGUUGGGUGCCUCCGUGGCUAAAUCAAGGAAUGGAUGUUGCUGGUACAUCCAGUGGAAUCAGGUCAGGUGGGCUUAAUGGAGUCCAGAUGAUGAUGAGGCAGCUGACAUCUGUCAGUGAUAACUAUGCUCAUGGUUCAUUAGAUGAUGCUGCUUGGAUCUUGUGGCGUAAUCAGCAUGCUUCGGGUACCUCUGUUCCUCCAUCCUCUUCCCUCAGGUACACCAGAAAUACAGCUGGCCUCCAGUUUAGAAACGCUACACCCACUGGAAAUGGGAACACGUCAGAGAUACUUGCCAUGGUCGAUAGAGUGCGAGAAGUUUUGCCCCACAUACCUGAUGAACUAAUUAUUCAGGACUUGUUACGGACCAACAACAUAAACAUUACCGUGAAUAAUCUUCUUCUAGUUCAAUAGUAGCCCAAACAUUCCCAUUACGUAUAUAUGCUUUUUAUUAACAUAUCACAGUGUCUGCAAGUAUUGUAUAUUAGAAGCAACGGAGAGAGGUGAAUUAUGGUGUCAAAUUAAUUCUAUAACCGUUCACUCCUGCUAACGCCUAAUCAAUCAUGUUUCUGGCCUAUCGCUCUUAUCCCUUCGAUCUGUGUAGAUAAUCUAUGCCCACAAACAUGUAUAAUAAAACUUGCACCUGAUGUUAAUAAGCUGUGCAAAAUCAGUAUUUGCCAUUCAAAUCUUCUUUUUAAUCAUGUUUUCAUUGUUAAAAA